AAUCUUCACCCACCGGAGUCGCCCUUGAAGGUACUUGAAGGGAAAGAAGCGUGGAGAAACCGGAUUUCGGACCAGGUGCCAGGCAACCCUGUCGUUGGCCCACUUUCGUGGAAGUUUGGGGACCAGAGCAGGAACGGUCAUUCUUGCUUGGCAAGGAGUCAAGGAGACUCGUUCGCAUUACGGUAUCCAAAGGCUUUCUUCUUGGGAAGGGUCAAUUCAACUCGUGAGGAAGCAACUCAGGGAGCCAGCAAGAUUCACCGAGCAAUGGUGACCAUCCGGCAGGCGCUAGAGAGUGUCCCUCGUAUUACAUCAGCAGAAGUAGAGCUGCUCCUCAGGCACAUUAGAGCGGCUGGCUUUAAUGAUGACGAGCCUGCUGACGGCGUCUUUUUGGACCUCAACCCUGCGAAAAUCCAUGUUUAUGGUAAACUUGAUCCUCUGGAUGGCAAGCACCAGCUAAUUCUCCAGAGGGCUCAGUCUACAUCUGCAGCUGCUGCACGAGGGGGAGGGGCCGAGGGCGCGGGCGCUUCAGGGGCCGUGGAAAUGCCGGAUGUUGACUAUGGGAGAGCGUUCUGGAACAAUGUUCCCGCUGCCAGAACACUCACUUUUGACUGAUUUGC
Messenger RNA from Klebsormidium nitens, 617 nucleotides. NCBI's taxonomy places the organism in Eukaryota, Viridiplantae, Streptophyta, Klebsormidiophyceae, Klebsormidiales, Klebsormidiaceae. The record is from the annotation of a GenBank genome assembly.